Solanum stenotomum is the source of this 1511-nucleotide messenger RNA. RefSeq lists its product as uncharacterized. The coding region runs from base 67 to 1062 and encodes 331 amino acids. Lineage: Eukaryota; Viridiplantae; Streptophyta; Magnoliopsida; Solanales; Solanaceae. The transcript has 11 exons. The record is from RefSeq and is a predicted model, not a curated record.
CUCAGCCUCUCUCCCGCCAUUCCUUAAAACACCGUAAAAAAAACAGUUCCAAAACCAAGCUCGAAAAUGGCAACUAUUUUGACACUAAACCCACUUGCUAUUCGACUAUUCUCUUCAAAUUCGCAGCGUUAUUCGUGUUACUUGCAUAGAACAAUGAGAAUUGGGCAAGCAGGGAUUCACUUUCAGACAAAUUAUCCAGUUUCUUUCAUGGGUUUUCUGCAAUUCAGCAAGAGGAGAAAUUUCAUAUGUGCAGUCAGUAAAGAUGCUGAGGAAUCUUUCAAAAAGACUGUGGAGGUUGAUAGGCUUAUAGAUACACUGAGGGAGGCAAGUGAUACGGAACUGCCACAGAUAGUUGUGGAGAACGUUCUCGCUUUCAACGAGAGCUUUUGGAUAAGACUUGCAGCUAGAGCAGACACCUGCAAAUCUGAUGAUGACAAAAAAGACUAUGAAGAGCUGGCAUUGACGGUAAUGAGCAUCGUAGAUCGUCUUGUUCACAAAACAAAUGAAAAGAUAGAGGCAUCUACUGACGUGCUCAAAGCAAUCUUAAAACCAGUGAUUGAUGAAGUGGAAGAAAUAUCUUGGCCUCUUAGGGAUCCUGAGGCUCUCAGUCUUAUGGAGAAAGAAAUAAAUCAAAGGGAGCAAGAAGGCCAACUUGAUGAAGGGUUCCUUGCAGAAGUCAAUGCACAACUGCGGCAGGCUACAAAAGAUGGAGACAAGCCAGGACUUGAAGCUAUGUUACAAAAGGUUCUGCAAUUGUAUGCUUCCAGAGUGCUGUCAAAGCGAAGUUAUGCAAAAAAAGGAAAUGAAGUGUUAAAAGCUGAACAGUUUCUUGAGACCAUUAUCAAAGCACCGGAGGAAGUAUGGAACAAGCUCUUGCUAGAUGGCAUGACUCUUGGAAAAGGUGAUAUUUCGCCUGAGGAAUUGUAUACUGUUAUUAAGAAGAGAAUGGAACGGACUUUGAUACGUACGGAGGGCGGCUCGUAUCAGCAGCGAGUUCUGAUUGAGUAUCUGAAAGGUAUUGAGUCAAGAGCAGGGGAGAUUGUCAGAGUACUCCAAGGUUGAGACAUUGUAGUAAACUAUUAAUUGCACCUGGAGGUACCAUAAGUCUACAUUCUUUAUAUGACAAAGAUAUAUUAUCAUUUUUUUGCCAUGCAUUACUGAGCAGCAGCCUUUAUAAAGCAAUCUGAGAUCCACAAUGGACACCCUUGAGGUAUGAGGUCCCUAUCAUGUUUAACAUCUUCCAUUUUUGUCCCACCGUUUGUAUCAUCCCUUUUCUCCUCUCAUGUCUUGCUUUUAUCCAAUUUCUCUUCUUCUGACUCCUAAUCGGUCACUUGUAUAUUCUACCUGUAAAUCCGAAAAAAUUGCGAGUUUUUCAGAGUGCAAUACCACAAUGUAGCCCUGCAGUUUUGGAAUUUUGCAAUUGGAUUUGCAUAGCCUGCAUUAAUCGAUUGUAAACUGGUGGGACUGUACUGUGUCCUUUGUUAAUGAAAUCUAUCAAUUGGUUUUUCUUU